Messenger RNA from Theobroma cacao (cacao), 1902 nucleotides. The record is from RefSeq and is a predicted model, not a curated record. Lineage: Eukaryota; Viridiplantae; Streptophyta; Magnoliopsida; Malvales; Malvaceae.
GGUAUUGGGCCUAAGUCUCGAAGGGGAGUCGGUGAAGUUGAAAUUUCGAAAAAUAAAUGAAUAAUAGAGAGGAGAAAAACACCUAACAAAAUUGAGCAUCGAAAAGAGUAAUGGAGGAAUCGGAGAAAGAAUCCAUAAGAGCAGCUUCAAAAGAGGUGUCUCGUCAGUUCAAAACCUUAAUCGAUACCAAUGAUUUGGACUCUCUCAAGCAUCUGCAGCACCUCAUAUUGGGAAGGUUGCAGGACAGCAAUGCAGUUUUAUCUCAUUUUAAUGAGUACUCAGAACAUUGCUUUGCUGAGGUUUCUAGUGACUUUUCAAGAAAUACACGUCUCUUGAAGUCUAUGAAGUCAGACCUUAAUUAUAUAUUUCAAAAGCUUAGUAUUGGAUUUACUUUUCGACAUAUUGCAAUUUUUGUUCCUGAUUUAGACUAUCGAGCAUGAAGGAAAAAAUUAUGGCUACAUAUCCAGAUGCAUUUCCGGAUGAAUUAACUAGGGAAGAAUUUGACCAAAGACCAGACCUAGAAGUGCCUCAGUAGCUUGACUUGAUUGUUUUCUUUUGCAUAGGCUAUUAUGAUAGUUAUCGCCGCAUUCGUUGUAUCUGUAACGGAAAGAGAUAUGAAAAGUAGAGAAAACAUGCUGUUUUAUAAAUCUGUUAUGCAUUUAAGGUUAUUUAUUUUUGUCUAAAAAUACUUACGGCAGUAUGUGGGAAUAAUUAGUGAAACCAGGGUUGAUCCCUGAAUCUCAGAUGAAAAACAUCUGGUCUAACAGAAGCAGAACGUUAUGUCUUAGAGUGGGGGCGACUUUUGAAAGAAAAAUUGUAUGUUGUGUAUGGUUGAAGACACGUGUUGGACAGUGAAUGUGGAAUGGCGGUGGAACAAAUUACGAAAUUGCAGGCUUUUGGGCUUGAUUUGUUUUCCGAAAGACAAGUCCUGGCUCUGAGGGAGAAGAAGGGAAGGGAAGGGAAGGGGAGGGAUAGGAAGGUUGGUUUUCAGUUUAGACUGAGAACAUGUUUGACUCUGAACAGUUUUGCUAUGUUGCGUUAGUACUUCCCUAACACGCGCUCUACUCCAGCGCGUGACUGUGUAUCCCCAAGGCAGCCAACAGCAGCACGCAAAUCUUACUUGCCUACCUUCUUCUUUAGGGAUGAGUAGCAUGCAAUAUGCGUCAUGCAACAGAGGCCACAGACCAUAGCGACUUUAAUUUGUUGGACGGCAUUUUCUUUUGUGAAGGAGAUGGGAGAAGGGAGAGGGAGAGGGAGAGGGAGAGGGAGAGGGAGGAGCGAGAUUGAGAAAGAGAGGACCAAAAUGAGAGAAAGGCAAAGAAGGGCAAUAACUACAAACAUCUUUCAUGGGCUUAGGAGGCAUGGCGGAUACCAUCUCUUCCCUCGCGCUGAUAUCAAUCAAGUCCUUCGUCAGCUUGCCAACGAGGCUGGUUGGGUGGUUGAACCCGAUGGCACCACCUACCGCUCCGUCUCCUUCUCCAAGACUGCCAACUGCUGCCCGGUUUGUGGAGCCAUGAAACCAAUCACCGCCCCAACACCCAGUAGCAGCGUUGUGAUAGGUGGAGGAGAGUGUUCGACCACCGCAUCCCCUCGACACAACCCGGUGGCAGCUGUCGAAGAUCCCAUCCGCGUCAUUGACAGUUUUUGCGACGAUCUCAUUCCCAUAGCUCCUUACAUGUAUGGUGGUGAGGAUGGGGUUUCAACGUUGGCAUUGCAGCAACUGUACCCACAGGAGGCAGCACCACCUAGCCAGUGCAUGCCACCUGGUUCACCCCUAUUAGGGGCAAUAAGGAGGAAAACAUAUAACUAAAAACAUUUCAUAGAAACAGACUACAUAUCACCUUGGUUCAGUUUAUGAGUUUAAAUUCCAAUCUACAUUCUAAACUUACUUUGGUAUGGAUA